AUGGAGACGGCGACGACGGCGGGAAGGGCUUGUCUCAUGGCGGUGCUGGUGGUGGUGACGGCGGUGACGGUCAGCUCCCUCUGCGCAGCGGCCGGCGGUGUGGAGUCACCGGCCGGGAGGAACUGCACGGAGUUCAUCCGCCAGAGCUGCUCCGCCACGCGCUACCCGUCGCUCUGCUACUCGUCUCUCGCCGGAUACGCCGGCGCCGUCGGCGAGGACCCAACCCAGAUCGCCCACUUCGCCGCCAACAACAGCCUCGCCCAGGUCAGCUCCCUCUCCUACCACGUCCUCCUCCUCUACCGCGCCGCCGCCGCAGCCGGUGUUGACCCCCGCAUCGCCGCCGCGCUGGGCGACUGCGCCGAGUCCCUAGGCGACGCGGCUGAGCUGACCCGCCAGGCCGCCGCCGAGCUGGGCCUCCUCGCCAAGGCGGAAGGCCCCGAGCUUGCGUGGCACGUCAGCAACGCGCAGACCUGGAUGAGCGCCGCCCUCACCAACGAGGACACCUGCACCGACGGGUUCGCCGCCACGGCGGCGGCGGCGACGGCGGGCGGCGACGUGUUCAUGAAGGCCGACGUUGCCCGCCACGUGCGGCGGGCGAGGCGGUACACGAGCAUCGCGCUGGCGCUGGUGAACAGCCUCGUCGGCGUGGCCCGUUGA
This is a messenger RNA of Spirodela intermedia, 657 nucleotides long. The record is from the annotation of a GenBank genome assembly. Lineage: Eukaryota; Viridiplantae; Streptophyta; Magnoliopsida; Alismatales; Araceae.